Messenger RNA from Dermacentor silvarum, 3239 nucleotides. Its product is annotated as organic cation transporter protein-like. Gene Ontology annotation, molecular function: transmembrane transporter activity. The coding region runs from base 447 to 2084 and encodes 545 amino acids. The transcript is spliced from 11 exons. Gene Ontology annotation, biological process: transmembrane transport. NCBI's taxonomy places the organism in Eukaryota, Metazoa, Arthropoda, Arachnida, Ixodida, Ixodidae. Gene Ontology annotation, cellular component: membrane. The record is from RefSeq and is a predicted model, not a curated record.
UUAUCUAGGCUCUACGGGCUCCGCCUCGCUCCACCGUUUCCACGGUUUCCACAGCUACAACAGCCUGCCACAGCGCUUACUGACGCCUUGCGUCCUUUCCGUUCUUCUUUCACCUCCUCUUUACGUAAAUAGCAAGUGUGUUACCGUGUUGUUUGAUGCACGUAGCGCUCUUAGACGAAAUGUGUUACCCACGGAGCGUGCGUGCAUGACAUGUGCAAUCCUUUCCUGCUCACGUGGUACCCGGUUUGCUUCGGAUGUUUGGACCGUCGUUCGCUUAUUCCCAGCCCGCCAGCCGUCAGAGAGCUACCUCAUGUGGCUGACAGAACCUCCUCGGCACAGCCAGCGCACUCUUUAGAAGGGACCCUGAAGCAGGGGACGGAAGUGCAGAGGAGAGUGAGCAGUUAGUAGAGACCAUCUGCCACGGAGGCUCAACAAUACACGAAGCCAUGCUCAAAGAGGAGAAAGUUGAGCUGACCAGCAUCUUCGGGGCAUACGGUCCGUUCCAAAGGAUCGUGUUCCUCUUUGCCGUCACAAUCAGCAUGUUUGGUGCAUACCACAAUCUCAUUAUCACCGCUGUGGCACCCAAGAUUGAUCACUGGUGUGCAAGGCCUGCUGGCCAUGGCUUUGAGAACAUGACGGACGAGGAGUGGAAGGAGCUGGCAAUUCCUAAGGAGACAAGACAAGGUGUUGAGCACUACAGCCAGUGCCAGAGGUACGAUUUUGAAACCAAUACCACGGUGAGCUGCAACUCCUGGGAGUAUGACCGUUCUUUUUACAAGAACACCAUUGUUGAUCAGUGGGAUCUCGUGUGUUCAAGCAGCUGGCUUAUCUCUCUCAGCCAAUCUGUGUACAUGGCAGGCUACAUGACAUCCAUGAUCAUUUUUGGACAACUCUCUGACAGGGUGGGAAGACGCACAGUGAUCUGCAUUGCCCUUUCCAUUCUGCUCGCUGCUGGCUUCUCAACACUCCUUUCCCGGAGCUUCAUCGCCUUCAUUUCCCUGCGCUAUUUCGUCUCGCUUGGUGUUUCUGGAGUGGGCGCCACCUCGUUCGUUCUGUUGAUGGAGGUAACGGGUCCAGCCACGCGGUCCUUCUUUGGCCUGGCUUAUGAAUUUGGCUGGGCCACUGGCUACCUGGUGCUGGCACUGGUUGCCUACCUCAUCAAAAACUGGUUCUAUGUCCAGCUGGUGGCUAUGAUAGGGGCACUUGUACUCGUCAUCGGCUACUGGGUUCUUCCCGAGUCUCCACGAUGGCUCAUGGCUAACAAGAAGUUCGACCAAGCUCACAAAUUGAUCAUGGAGGCCGUGGAACGUAAUGAGAAGGACAAGGAAGAGGCUGAACUCAAGUUUGAACAGCUGAAGAAAGAGUUUGAGAAGGAGCAGCCAAAGCAUGUGUUUGGCAAAGCAACAGUAUUUGACCUGCUCAAGACACCCGUGCUCAGACGGCGAACACUCAUUCUCUACUUCUGCUGGUUCGUCAAUUCAUUCACCUACUAUGCCAUGUCACUCAACACUAAUGAUCUCGGAGGCAACCCAUACCUCAACUUUGCAAUUGCUGGUGCUGUGGAGUUUCCAGCCUACGCUAUCUCUAUAGUGGUAAUCCAGAAGAUGGGACGACGUUGGUCACAGAGUGGAUGCAUGCUGCUGGCUGGGGUAGCCUGUAUCGUCACCAUCUUCUUCCAAGGAAAGACCCUCUGGCUGAAGAUAACCUUUGCCAUGAUCGGCAAGUUUCUGAUCACUGCCUCCUAUGGCAUCCUGUACGUUUACUCGGCUGAGAUCUACCCGACGGUGGUACGCAAUGUCGGGGUCGGUUCGAGCUCUACUAUUGCCCGAUUUGGUGCCAUCAUCGCCCCUUUCGUAAAGGAACUGGGCCAUGCUACACACGAGAGUGUGCCGUUUGGUGUGUACGGGGCCAUCUGCAUCUCAAGCGGCCUUACAGUGCUCUUAUUGCCCGAGACCCGAGGGGCUCAGCUUCCGGACAGUGUGGUUGAAGGAGAAGAGUUCAAAGGGCCGGAUACACAGUCACGAAGCAAGCUGUCGGGAGACAGAGCAAGCAACAAGACUAAGGAGGAAGCUUCAAAGGCUUGAUCGAUCAGGAGGACAUUGUCUAGAUACUCAUACACGAGGCAUAUAUACUUCAACUAGUCUUACCGUAUUUUUAUACAUUUAUACAUGCAUUCUUCCUUGUGCUUUACGUGAUAAUCUUGCGAAUGAAUAAACUGUACAGGCAUUUCAUAACUUAACUUUAAGAGCCUUGUUGAUCAAAUCGGGGCUCUUCGGUUUUUGAAACACUUGCAAUGUCAAAGCACCAUUUUCAGGGCCUUGGAAGCCUUUAAAUUUUAUUAGAUGCUUUUAUAUCUCUAAAUUUUAUUUCAUACAGAAAUAGCAGAUUUUGUUCGGACAUGUAGCUACGUCAAAUCGAGGCUUAUCGGUUUUUCCAACAUUUGCAAUAUCAAAAUGUCAUUUUCAAGGCCUUGAAAGCCUUUAAAUAUCUUUAGAUGCUUUCGAAUCCAUGGAUUUCGUUUUGUACUACGUUUAGCGGAUUUUGUUUGAACAUGUGGCCACAAAGUUGGGGUGUAAUUCAAGAGGAAAGCCAAUCCAACCCAGUUAGCAGCUUUGUGGUGUUUGGUGGUGGUUUGCUCAUAAGCCUUUUUUAUGUAUCCCUUUCUUGUUUGUAUGCAAUGAGAACAAUUUGUAAAUUGUUAAGAACAAGUUUGUUUUCAAGCUAGUACCCCAGUCUCACAGGACUCUUUUGAUGCCAAUCAGUUCCGAUCGGGCUCAAGUGCAAUCGAAAGUGCCACGUGUGACUGGGGUUAAUGUUGCUUUAGUCCUUGGAAAAUGCUUUGUCAGGACCUCGGAAGUCCUUUAAAGUUCUUGCCCUGCAAAUGAAGAUUCAACAAUUUUUUACAUUUCCUUUGCUUGCAAAGCAAGCUUCACUUCACUUCACUUUAUUACCUUAAAAACCAGUUGGGUUUUCACAGAAGCUGAACUGAACGUUAUACAUAGUGUACUGGGGCAAGGAUCACUUGUUAAUGCUAGCAUUUCAAGUCUUGCCAAGCAGUGCAUCACAGUUUUUAUUGUGAAGAACCGUGUGUUUCUGUGUGCAGCAGCAAAGGAAGUCUUAUCACAAAAUUAUUGUUGACAGAAUUGUCAACUAGAAAUUGGAGUCUUCAACUGGCAUGCAUCUGAAAAGACACAAGAGAAACGAAGAUCAUUGGUCCAUAAUAAAUGAUUUUUAUAGAA